CAUCAACGGGUGCGCUGGCCUUUGUUUUCUCCUUUGUUCUCCCCAUCGACGAUAUUCUCUGUUGUCAAGCACCCAGAGAAAAUAUGCCUGAGCAAGUUCAGCGUAGGGAGGAGCAGGGGUCAAACUCCGGCUUCAAGGGUGCCCUUCAGGGACUGGGGUUUUUCUUGCUGGCCCAGUUUUUCGUCGGCCAAUUCUUUGGAAAACAGCAAAAUGCGACAUCUGGCGCGCAGCCUGGUGGCAUGCCUUCCUUUGCUGAUCGUCCAGCUCUGAGCGAAAUCACGAACUACAGUCCUGUCCCCGAAGUUGUUGCCCCAAUAUGGCCUGCUGACAGUGCCUUGGAUAUGAACAUCUACGUUUCGCCAUCUCUGAUACUACCUACCUUCAAAUCCCUCCCGCAAGGCUCUCUUGUGUUGGAGGAGAAGAAUUUCACGAUUGGCAAUUACAGCGAUAGUAGGGAGAUUGACACUACCAUCAAGAUUCCUAAGGAAGUUCAGCAAAACGGAACACUCUGGGCACACUUUUACGUCGGGCUUACUGGCCAUCAACUCGACCCCUCCGCGAAAGACUACAGCACUGAUAAUGCUAUCCACUUUUUCCGUCCGCUCAACCAGUAUCUUCCCAAGAAAAAGGUUAAGAAGUUGAAGAAUCUCCUGGCUUCUGACGAGGCUGAGGAGGAAGCAGAGGAUAACACACCCGAUGUACAGGUUGUAUCCUACUAUCAUCCGAACUUCACUGUUUCCGUUAUUCCCGAUUCUGGAACCCAGCAGUAUCGCCAGGUUCACCCCGCCGUGCGACAGCAUAUGCUCCUGGAAGCGACUGGCGCCAGGGACCUGUCUGGCCAAAAGGGGUGGUACUAUCCUAUCGUUUUCUUGAACACCUUCUGGCAACUCAAGACCCAUAUGGUAGAGUUGAACUCGACAGUUGAUACCAUGCCACUGCGCAUCACUCUUAAUAACUUGCAGAACUGGAAGUUCAGCAUGAUGACUAGUGUUGAUGAGGGUGCGAAGCAGAACGCUCGGCAAGCUGCUUACGGCGGCUCGACUCCCGGCGGCGGUGACGGCAGCGAGUUUGAGAUGAUCAAACAAGUCCUCUUGGAUACAAAUAUCUGGCUAUUAGGUACAACCGGGGUUGUUACUAUUCUCCACAUGGUGUUUGAAACGCUUGCCUUCAAGAACGACAUUUCCCACUGGCGCAAGAAGAAAGAUGUCGUCGGAACUUCCGUCCGUACCAUCUUGGCCAAUGUCUUCAUGCAGGCCGUUAUCUUCCUGUAUCUAAUGGACAACAGUGAGAAUACCUCCUGGAUGAUUCUUGCUAGUCAGGGAUUCGGUAUUCUUUUGGAAGCGUGGAAAAUCACCAAGACCGUGGACGUGCGCCUGCGACCUCCACCCAAUAACUCCUUCUUCUCUUUCCUUCCUUUCGUGGUGGUCUUUGAAGAUAAGCAUAAGCUCACCGAAACCGAGCAAAAGACCAAGGAGUAUGACGAAAUUGCUUUCCGCUGGCUCUAUAUCCUUGCUGUUCCUCUCCUCGGUGUGUAUGCAGCCUACAGCUUGGUCUAUGAGACACACAAGUCGUGGUACUCUUAUAUCAUUGAGACUCUUGUCGGUAGUGUGUACGCUUAUGGGUUCCUGAUGAUGGUCCCUAGCUUGUACAUCAACUACCGCUUGAAGUCUGUUGCCCACAUGCCAGGCAAAGCAUUGACGUACAAGUUCCUCAACACUUUCAUUGACGACCUCUUUGCUUUUACUGUCAAGAUGCCAUGGCUCCACAGACUUUCCACUUUCCGUGAUGACAUUAUCUUCUUUGUCUGGCUUUACCAAGGCUGGAAGUACAAGGUUGAUUAUAAGCGUGUUAACGAAUUCGGUCAGGGAGGUGAAAGUGAUGAAGAGGAAGAGGAAGAGAAGCCAGCUCCUGUCGAAUCGGAGAAGAAGGCCGAGGAAUCUCCUAAGGCUUCUGGAAAGGAGAGCUCUAAGUCCUCUAACAGCAGCCGCAAGAGGAAGUAGAAUGGGUCUUUCACGGGAGUCGGGCGACAUGCUAGCGCUUUCCCGUCGAAUAUCAAUGCUUCUUGCAUUUCAAAGCCCUGGAGUUGACGGUUAUGGAAAUUGCGAAAUUGAGGGUUAUUUCAGCUUCUAGUGGUAUACAUCGAGUAGUCGGUGCUAUCAUGUUGGGGCUUUCGCUCUCUGAUCGCUUUGAUAUAUUUUUCUCCGAUCAACUUUCGGUGACGACUGUGUAUUUUACAUUAA
Molecule: messenger RNA, 2240 nt
Organism: Aspergillus wentii DTO 134E9
Lineage: Eukaryota; Fungi; Ascomycota; Eurotiomycetes; Eurotiales; Aspergillaceae
Product: CLPTM1 family protein
Exons: 4
Coding region: 84-2000 (638 amino acids)
Cellular component (GO): membrane; endomembrane system
Source: RefSeq, a predicted model, not a curated record